CUCCAAGUUCUUUGGGCCCCAGCUCCUCCUCAACCUUGGAUGGAGCAGUGGCAUUGUUCUGGAACAUUCUAGAAAUUCCAACUGUUGCAGAACACUCAAGAACCUCCUAGGCAAAGGGCUGGAACCCAAUCAGUCAGCACUCUGAGGCUUUCUAGCCCAGGUGGGGCCAGCUCCCCUUCUGACCCCCAGCAGGCUUCAUGUGGAUGCUGACACUAGGUGGGGUUUUCCUGGCAGCCACCCAGGCCUGUAUCUUUUGUCGCCUCCCAGGCCAUGACUUGCCGGGCCGUCUGGCUCAGCUCACGAGCCAGAUGGAGGCCCAGUGGAAGGAAUGGGCCUCUCCAGACUUUUCAGACUUUGCCUUAGAUGAGUUGACAAUGAACAAAGUCACAGAGAAGACUCACAGAGUCCUGAGGGUCAUGGAGAUCAAAGGGUCCAUCUCCUCACUCCCUUCCUACUGGCAGUGGCUGCAAAAGACCAAGAUCCCUCAGUACAUCAGGGAAGCUCUCUGUGCCCCUGCCUGCCGGGGCAGCACCAUUCUGUACAACUGCUCCACCUGCGAGGGCACCGAGGCCUCCUGUUGGCCCCGAAAACGCUGCCUCCCAGGAAGUCACGAUCUGUGGGAAGCCAGGAUUCUGCUCUUAUCUGUCUUCGGAGCUGUCCUGCUUCUGGGUGCUCUGAGCCUCCUGGUGGAGAACCACCACCUGCAAGCAAAAGAUGACUUGUGAAGAAGCUCUGAGGAGUGGAUAGCCACAAUUUCCACAUCCUUUGGGGAAUCAGCCAUCCCUUAGUCCCAGCCUCAAAGACUCAGUCUUCCAGAGCCUACAACCUAGAUGUCCCAAGAUCAGUUCCAGCACCAGAUGCCCUCCAGGAACCCAGGGACCCUUCUCUGGAAAGUUCCUCCCCACUGGCCCUCCACCAAUCAGACAGGGCAGUGGGCGAUGCCAGGAAAUUAGCUACAGAAGGAAAGAAUCCCCUGCAUGCACCACCCCACCCCUGGCCCCCUCCACCAUUCCCGGAAAGCAGUGCCUGUUUGCCCCAGAAUCGCCUCUGGGCCCUCCCAUGACUGAUUGGGAAUCCGGGAAUAAGAGUUCUGGAAAACUCCCUCCUUCUGGGGUGAGACCACAUCAGCCAGCCCGCUGGCACGCUCUCUGUCCAUUGUAUUAAGGUUGUGCAGCUCUGGCCGCCUACAGAGGCCUCCCUCCUGCUAGGCCCAAGUAAAAGUGCUGUUAAGUGCC
This is a messenger RNA of Chinchilla lanigera (long-tailed chinchilla), 1235 nucleotides long. It is a transcript of the gene Tmem95, whose product is annotated as transmembrane protein 95. The transcript has 7 exons. Gene Ontology annotation, biological process: fusion of sperm to egg plasma membrane involved in single fertilization. The record is from RefSeq and is a predicted model, not a curated record. Gene Ontology annotation, cellular component: sperm plasma membrane; acrosomal membrane. Bases 198 to 725 code for a protein of 175 amino acids. NCBI's taxonomy places the organism in Eukaryota, Metazoa, Chordata, Mammalia, Rodentia, Chinchillidae.